CCGUUGGGUAAGAAAGAAAUUGAGAGGAAGCUAUAAGCAUAUUUCGGCGACAGAGAAAUCGUGAGAUAAGAGUGGAGAACCAGUUCAUGUCAAUGGAGAGAUUGCAGAGAAUGUUUGCCGGAGCCGGUGGCGCGUUGGGCCACCCGCCGCCGGAUUCACCAACCCUCGACACCUCGGAGCAAGUCUACAUUUCCUCUCUCGCUCUUCUGAAGAUGCUCAAACACGGGAGGGCUGGUGUUCCGAUGGAAGUUAUGGGAUUGAUGCUCGGCGAGUUUGUGGAUGAGUACACAGUUCGGGUUGUCGAUGUCUUUGCGAUGCCUCAGAGUGGUACUGGUGUAAGUGUUGAAGCUGUUGACCAUGUCUUUCAGACAAACAUGCUUGAUAUGCUCAAACAAACUGGAAGGCCAGAAAUGGUUGUAGGCUGGUACCAUUCACAUCCUGGCUUUGGCUGUUGGCUUUCUGGUGUUGAUAUAAACACCCAACAGAGUUUUGAAGCUCUGAAUCAACGAGCGGUUGCAGUUGUCGUAGACCCAAUUCAGAGUGUCAAAGGAAAGGUGGUUAUUGAUGCAUUUCGUCUGAUUAAUCCGCAGACCAUGAUGCUUGGCCAAGAGCCGAGACAGACGACAUCAAACCUCGGGCAUCUUAACAAACCAUCGAUUCAGGCUUUGAUUCAUGGGUUGAACCGACAUUACUACUCGAUAGCUAUCAACUACAGGAAAAAUGAAUUGGAGGAGAAGAUGCUACUUAACCUUCACAAGAAGAAAUGGACUGACGGGUUGACACUCCGUAGGUUUGAUACCCACUCCAAAACCAAUGAGCAGACCAUCCAGGAGAUGCUGAAUCUCGCCAUAAAGUACAACAAGGCAGUGCAAGAAGAGGACGAGUUGCCGCCGGAAAAACUGGCGAUUGCAAAUGUGGGAAGACAGGAUGCGAAGAAGCACCUGGAAGAACAUGUCUCAAACCUCAUGUCCUCAAACAUCGUCCAGACUCUCGGGACAAUGCUCGAUACGGUUGUCUUCUAGAAUGUUCUCUCCUGUUAUCUCUCUUCUCCUUUAGAUACAUAGGCGGCGAGAAGAACUCAAUUUUCAGUUUUAGCGCCGAAUCAUUCAGCAUGUAACUGCCAUUGCAUAUUGAAUCUGCUAGUCCCUAUUGGAUUUUUUGGUUUCGGACUUUGAAGUUCGCCGGUUUCUGUUUCAUGGUUGGUUUGUAUCCGAAAUUCGGAUUCGGGUUUUGUUUAAACAAAAAUCGUAUAGAAUGGGUCUGUCUUUGGUUGGAUUUUAUUUAUA
Molecule: messenger RNA, 1286 nt
Organism: Tarenaya hassleriana
Lineage: Eukaryota; Viridiplantae; Streptophyta; Magnoliopsida; Brassicales; Cleomaceae
Product: 26S proteasome non-ATPase regulatory subunit 14 homolog
Exons: 6
Coding region: 87-1022 (311 amino acids)
Biological process (GO): protein deubiquitination; proteasome-mediated ubiquitin-dependent protein catabolic process
Cellular component (GO): proteasome regulatory particle, lid subcomplex
Molecular function (GO): proteasome binding; metallopeptidase activity; protein binding
Source: RefSeq, a predicted model, not a curated record